Molecule: messenger RNA, 1127 nt
Organism: Drosophila persimilis
Lineage: Eukaryota; Metazoa; Arthropoda; Insecta; Diptera; Drosophilidae
Exons: 2
Coding region: 24-1094 (356 amino acids)
Source: RefSeq, a predicted model, not a curated record
GAGAAAAAGAGCAACCAACCAGAAUGAGUUGUGAAGAAGCAUCGGGCGAUAAGGCGGUUGACCAGCAUCCGAACAUGCACCAGGCCAUUGUCGGGUUGGUGGAGCAUGCCAAACGCCUGAAAAUGUUGACUGUGGACGGAAUCGGAGCGGAAUGGUCCGCAAGCGUUGGCCGCCCGACGAGCUCCGGCCAAGGCUGGCGCGGGCCUGCGCUCCCAUCUCGCUUUGUUAAACGCAAUAGGAAAUUUGAAACCAAGAUGUUGCGUCUGUUGCGGCGCUGGGAUUCUGAUCGUGAGGCUACCACAAAGCCACCAGCACCACCACCGUCCCAACAAUCGUUGGCAAACGCCCUGAAACUGACCAGCAAUAUGAUCGAAAGCUACAAAACGUCAGAGAUCCUGGUUGACAAGUUGAUUGGGGACUCGCUGUCCCUGUACAGCAACCUAGUCACCCAGACACAGAUGCAUCGCAACAUCCAGCUGAUCCAACAGCUGGAGAUAGAGACAAAUGACCGCAUCCUGGACCAGCUGCACAUCGACUUUGAUUUAGAGUACGAGUCCGGGAAUGUGCUGGCGAACCCUCGUAGCUACCUCCAGCCCUUCCAGUGCCCUUCGUGCUCCAAAGGAUUUCCAGAACAAAAGUCAGUGGGCAUCCAAACUCAGGAGCAUUAUUACUUGCCAUCGCUCCGAGGCCAGGAUGGCGCUCUCGUCGUGGCUGCCAUCGUCAAUAUGGACCAUCCUGAGGGUGACUCCAGCCAGGGCGGCAGCAACAACUCGAUGGAGGAGAUAGUCCAAGGUCUGAAGGGUAUCUCUAACUUUUGCCAGAUCAUGACCAACUAUAACGACCGUUUCAAACACAACAAAUCUGUAUUGACCUGCGGAGACGUAUCGAAGGCAGACACUCAGUUGCUCCAGGACAAAAUUCGUGUUCGGUGCCAACUCAAUAUUUACUUCUACAAAAUGAUGAUCAUAGCGGAGUCCGAGCUAAUGAACCAACUGCCACACAAAGAAGCAGCCAUUGGGACAGGCGGAGCAGGUGCCGAUGCCGGUGCCGGUGCCUGGGACGAAAGCUGUGGCGAUGGCCAGGCAAAGAUGUAAGGCCACCUGUAAUAAUAUAACCACAUCAAUAAA